Molecule: messenger RNA, 1146 nt
Organism: Bolinopsis microptera
Lineage: Eukaryota; Metazoa; Ctenophora; Tentaculata; Lobata; Bolinopsidae
Exons: 1
Coding region: 1-1146 (381 amino acids)
Source: RefSeq, a predicted model, not a curated record
AUGUUGGGAUUUGCUAUCCUCGCCACAUUGCUGACCCUAACUGAGUCAUGUCAAGAGAUCCGAGUCAAAGCGGAGGAUGGGGGCGUAGUACUCGGACGCAGUUUGGAGUUUCCUAUUCCCCUGGACUUCCACAUGUUAACGGAGCCUGCUGGUACUAAACAUGAAGCCCACCCACUUCCCAACUGUCCUGGUGCUCCUUUUUCUUUUACUAACCGCUUCAAAGAGAUCGUUAUCCUGGGCAGAUUUAAUGGCAACUGGUGCAAUACUACAUGCGACGGGAUAAAUGAAGCAGGACUCUCUGCCAAUGUCCUCCUUUUCAAAGAUAAUGCUGAGUACAUAGAUCCUUCUGAUAUCUCUGGUGCCGCAUGUGAUAAUGCCAUUCCACAGACCAUGAUCCCUGCAUACAUCCUGGCUACCUACGAAACGGUAAAACAAAUCAAGGAUGAUCUGGAGAGUGACAAGUUUCCAGCUGUGUGGGCUGGAGACGAGUUUGGGGCAGUGUUGCCAAUACACUUCAACAUAAACGACAAAACUGGGGCAGGAUUAGUGCUGGAACAUGUUAAAGGAGAAGGAGUGAAGUGGUAUGACAAUACAGUCGGGGUUCUGACAAACUCUCCAACCUUCUCCUGGCACAUGAGCAAUCUCAGGAACUAUCCUCAUUUCCAGAGGAAUGACAAAGGAAGAGAAGGGUUAAAAUACUCUUCCCAGGGAGAAGACUACUCGUAUGGCCCACAAUGGUCCGGAUCUGGAAUGUUGGGGCUACCUGGGGAUUACACUUCACCUUCGCGCUUUGUUAAGGCUGCUACUCUUCUCGCCCUGGCUCCAAAACCUGCCACUACUAACGAGGCUAUAGUCCAAGUUUUCCAUCAUAUGGCCGCGGCUGAUAUUCCCUACGGAGUUGUGGAGACUGGCCCACUGGACCUAGCAAUCUUCACCUGGUGGACUCUGGUUAAAGAUUUGGAACGGAGAUGUGUCUACUACAGGUCUUACACGGACUUGUCGGUGAAGAAACUGUGUUUGGAUGAUAUUUCUGGUGUGAAAUCUGCUGUGAAGAUGGAGGGGAGGUUUGAGGAUGGGUUCAAGGACAUUUCAGGAGAGUUGAAGGAUUUUGACACUGUUUUACUUGAUAGACAUUCCGAGCUGUAA